AUGGCAAAUCCGCUUCGUCGAACUCUCUGUAGAUUAUCAUUAUCUUCCCUUUACAAUCAUCCUCUCACUUUCAGCAGGAAAAUUCUUCAAAAACCACCGCCGUUUUCACCUUUUCUAAGGCCUGCAUAUCAGCUGCAAACACCACACAAUUCUUGGCUUGAAAGUUUUGGCUGGCAAAAGAGAAGCUUCAGUCAUGGUUCAGUUAGUUUGGUUAUAUCACCCCAGGGAAGCCCCCAGUUUGAGACUCAUGAAAUCGAUCCCCCGAAAAAGGAAAAGUGGCAGACAAAGAAAAGGCUGAAGGUUCAGAGAAAGAGAGAGAAGCAGAUGAGAAAGGCUGCGAAUAAGAGAGAUCCCAGAAGGCUCGGAGUCAAGGGCAACAAAAAGAGGAAAAGGUUUGCAAAUGCAGAGGAGAGGAUCAAAUACAAGCUUGAAAAUGCAAGAAUCAAGGAAACCUUAUUAAUUGAAAGGCUGAAGAGGUAUGAAGUCCCAAAAGCUGAGGGCCCUGCAGUUGAACCCCAUGUUUUAACAGGCGAGGAACGGUUUUACAUGAAGAAGAUGGCCCAGAAAAGAUCCAAUUAUGUCCCGAUUGGCAGAAGAGGGAUCUUUGGAGGGGUUAUUCUCAAUAUGCAUAUGCACUGGAAGAAACAUGAAACCGUUAAGGUCAUUUGCAAACCUUGCAAGCCCGGCCAAAUUCAAGUGUAUGCAGAUGAAAUUGCUCGGCUAAGUGGUGGGGUCCCUAUCCAGAUAUAUGGGGAUGACACGAUUAUUUUUUAUCGAGGAAAGAACUAUGUGCAGCCAAAGGUCAUGUCGCCUGUGGAUACUUUAUCAAAGAAACGGGCACUGGAAAAAUCAAAAUAUGAACAAUCUCUAGAGUCCGUAAGACGUUUUAUUGCGAUUGCUGAGAAGGAAUUAGAGCUAUAUUACCGGCAUGUUGCUCUAUAUGGCGAUCCAAACGAUAGGGAUCCCAAAUCAGUUCUCGAUAAUCCAAGGACCAAAAGUAGAUCCCAAAAAGUUAGACUUAGGGACAGCACUAAUUCUUCACUUACAGGUGAGACCUUGGAAGGUCUUUCUACAGCGACUAGUGGUUAUGUUGAUCAAGAAGCCUCGGAAUAUGAGGAUGGGAGAAUUUGUUUAGGUGAUUCAGAUUAUGAGGAUGCUGAUGUGUUUAUUGAAGAUCUGGUUUCUUCUUCUGAAGAGUAA
Messenger RNA from Striga hermonthica, 1200 nucleotides. Lineage: Eukaryota; Viridiplantae; Streptophyta; Magnoliopsida; Lamiales; Orobanchaceae. The record is from the annotation of a GenBank genome assembly.